AUGAAAGCACUAACGUUACAACAGUCAUCCGAUGUCCCUGCUAUACCUUUGGGUAAUAUUCAGUCAUCAGACUGUUCCAAGAAAAAGAGGCUUACCGUGUCAAACGUUGAAUUUUUAAAAUCUCUAGGAUUUGUGAUCGAGACUCACACAUAUAAUCCGUCCGCCAACACAACGUUCGAACAUAGAGAUGAGAUAAGAAUACCUAUACAACAGCAAGAUUUAUACACGUUACCAUCUGAAAGUUUUCUAUACAUUGAGGGAAAACUUACGAUAAAAAAACCAGCUGAGGGAUCUGAUGUGACAUUGGGAAAUAAUUGCAUUGCGUUCAUGUUCGAUGAGAUUCGAUACGAGCUCGACGGUGUGGAGAUUGAUCGCAACAGAAACGUUGGAAUAACCAGCUCCCUCAAGAACUAUGUAACUAUGUCAUCCGACAGAAGCGUAAUCGCAAGGAACGCCGGCUGGGAUCCAUGGAAUCCCCCGAACGGAUAUUUUAAUUUUUGUGUACCACUCAACAUGCUACUGGGAUUUUGUGAAGAUUACAGAUGCGUGGUGAUUAACGCUCAUCAUGAGUUGAUCUUGAUACGCGCGUGCAACGACAACAAUUGUUUAGUUGGUGAACCGGCGAGAGAGCCUGAAAUUGAAUUAUUCAAAGUACAGUGGCGAAUGCCACACGUACUGCUGAACGAGAUAAACUGUCGAUGUUGCGUGCUCUCGAAAGUGGACGAUAUCUGA
Molecule: messenger RNA, 732 nt
Organism: Monomorium pharaonis (pharaoh ant)
Lineage: Eukaryota; Metazoa; Arthropoda; Insecta; Hymenoptera; Formicidae
Exons: 2
Coding region: 1-732 (243 amino acids)
Source: RefSeq, a predicted model, not a curated record